CCCUCUCCCUGGGCCUCUCUCUGGCCUGGGAAUGACUUGCUAGCAGUGCCACCUCCCUGCCGUCCGGGCCGUCAUGGCAGCUCGCCUGGUGAAGCGAUGUGCCUGCCUCCUGAGAGAGGCCGCCCACCUAGCCCCUGCUGGGCCUCCGGCCGGCCGCCUGAGCCUGGCCAGGGUGGCCCGAAAGACACUGACUUCCUCAGCUACCUCACCCAGUUCCCACUUGCCAGCUUCCUCGUCACAGCACCUGGAGAAGGAGCAGGCGAUCACCCCCUACCCGGAGCGCCAGGGGGUGGACGAGCUCAUCAGGAAGGCCACUGGGCCAGAGGAGCUCCUGGAGCUGCUGGGUGGUGGCCACGGCCUGCAGCAGGACCAGGCGGCCCUCGUGGUCAUCAGGCUCUCUCGCCUGCUGUCCGAGAAGCCAGAGGACAGAGCCUUGCUCGUGCAGGACGCCCGCUUUCAGCAGCUUCUCCAGCUCGUCAACAGUCAGAUAACCGCCGUCUGGCACGGGACUCUCGUGAAGCUGCUCCGGAGCCUCUACACGCUGGCGCUCCCCGCCACUUCCAAGGAGCUGCUGUCGGUGGAGCAGGAGGUGCGCUGGCGCAUGCGCAGGCUCAAGUUCAAGCACCUGGCCUUCCUGGCCGAGUCCAGCGCCGCCUACAUGCAGGAGCGGGGCUCCCGGGAGCUGCUGGCCGAGCUGCUGCUGAACCUGGAGCGGCGCUGGGUGGAGGUUGAGGACGGCCGCACGCUGGUGGCCCUCCUGACAAAGGCGGGGUCCCUCUCGGAGUCGCUGAUGAACCACCUGGAGGACAAGUGCCUGGACCUGGUGGAGCAGUUCCGCCCGGAAGAGCUGCAGAGGGUGCUGGUGGCGCUGGCGGCUCAGAACCGGCGGUCUUUGCCCUUGCUGCGGGCCAUCUCCUACCACCUGGUCCAGAAGCCCUUCCCCCUGACCAAAGGCGUCCUCCUGGACCUGGCCUAUGCCUACGGCAAACUCGGCUUCCACCAGACCCAGGUGUUCCAGCGCCUGGCCGCCGACCUGCUGCCCCACGUGCCCAGCCUCACAUCCGGCGAGGUGGCCCGCUGCGCCAAGUCCUUCGCCCUCCUCAAGUGGCUCAACCUGCCCCUGUUCGAGGCCUUUGCCCAGCAUGUCCUCAGCAGGGCCCAGAGCAUCGCCAUGUCAGACCUCUGCAACGUGCUGCUGGCCUUCGCCCGCCUGAACUUCCGUCCAGAGCAAGAGGAAGCGUUCUUCAACCUGGUACACGAGAAGCUGGGGAGUCAGCUGGCCGACCUGGACCCGGCCCUGCAGGUGGACGUGCUGUGGGCCCUGUGCGUGCUGCAGCAGGCCCGGGCGUCGGAGCUGCAGUGAGGGCGGGGGUCCGUCCUCCGUCCCCCCCUCACGGCACCUCUUCCCUUAGGUGACAGGUCCCCGAGGGGUCAGAGCACCUUCCAGAAGCUGCUGCACAUCAACGCCACGGCCCGGCUGGAGCACCCCGAGUACACGGGCCCCCUGCUGCCGGCCUCGGCCUUGGACCCCGGGCCCCCGGCCCCUGAAAGGAAGGUGACGCCCCUGCAGAAGGAGCUGCAGGAGACCCUGAAGGGGCUGCUGGGGGCAGCUGACCGGGGCCGCUUCUCCGUGGCCACGCAGUAUGGCUGGGUUCUCGACGCAGAGGUGCUGCUGGACGCCGAAGGCCAGUUCCUGCCCCUGAGGGACUUCGUGGCCCCUCAUCUGUCCCCGCCCUCGGGUGGCCAGCUGCUGCCGCCUACGGCCAAGAGGCUGGCCUUCCUGCGCUGGGAGUUCUCCAGCUUCACCAGCCGCAGCAAAGACCUGCUGGGCCACUUUGUGCUCGCCCGACGCCACGUGCUGGCUGCCGGCUUCCUGGUGGUGGACGUCCCCUACUACGAGUGGCUGGAGCUCCGGUCCCAGUGGCAGAAGGCCGCCUACCUCCAGGACAAGAUGCGCAAGUCGGUGGCAGAGGAGCUGGCCAAGUGACCUGCCUGCGUGGACUGUGCCCGGGGCCGCGUUCCCGGGGGCCCAGACGCGGGCCCGGGGCUGCAGGUGGCAAUGAGGACGGACGUGCAGGGCCUGGGCCACCGGCGCUGCGUGCCCUGCCCUCUCGUGGGAAAUAAACCUUUAACUUUGGUUUUCACACCAGGA
Molecule: messenger RNA, 2152 nt
Organism: Myotis brandtii (Brandt's bat)
Lineage: Eukaryota; Metazoa; Chordata; Mammalia; Chiroptera; Vespertilionidae
Gene: FASTKD4
Product: transforming growth factor beta regulator 4
Exons: 12
Biological process (GO): mitochondrial RNA processing; regulation of mitochondrial mRNA stability
Cellular component (GO): ribonucleoprotein granule; mitochondrial matrix
Molecular function (GO): RNA binding
Source: RefSeq, a predicted model, not a curated record